GAUAGAUAGAGUCAUAAUAAAGUAUCUCCUGGCCAGAAAUACAAGAUUAUUUGGGUAACUCCCACAAAUUUGAGGUUAUGUCUCCUUGACAAUCAAAACGAGAACCGCUGAUGAAGCAGGAGCUAGCAGAGUUGGUAAAUCCCAUGGGGAAGUACACUUUCAAGCUUGGAGACUCAUUCAGCAGCUACAAGGAGUUGGAGGAGCGUCUGGAAGCCCACAGUAAAGAGAGUUUUGUGACUUACUGGCGCAGGGAUACAAGAACCGUCCAGGGAGCGCAGAGGAAGACAUCCAGGCCUAUAUCUAGUGAUCUAAUCUACUAUUCCUUGCGCCUGGCAUGUGUCUUUGGUGGUCAGAAGUUCUCCACGCGUGGCCAGGGGAAGAGAAGCUGUCAGACACUGAGAUCUGACUGCCCGGCAUAUAUCACACUGAGGGCAUCCAAAUGUGGCCAGAAACUCGAAGUUAUAUCCCUGUGCAACACGCAUAACCAUGAGCUAUCAGAGAAACUCAAUAAAUCCCUGGCGAAAAACAGGAAACUCUCUCCGGAAAUGAAGGAGGAAGUUUUGCUGUUGCUGGCAACAAAUGUGACCAGAAGUUUCAUAAUUGAGUACAUCAAAAUAAAGACUGGGAAGGAGCUGACGAAGAAAGAUCUCUUCAAUAUGGCAGCAAGUUCCAGGAGGAAGGAACAGAAAGUGGAAUCUCAGACCAAAGUGGCAGAAACGCUGCAAAAUAUGAAAAACUUUCUCCUCAAUCACUCAGCCAUGUACCAAAAAUUCCAGGAAAAUUGUGAGGGGACCCCAGGUCAGAAAUUUGACGAUUCAGACACCUUUCUCGAUGAUACAGUCAUCAUAUCAUCUCCUGACACCACGGACAUUGAUGUCGAGACCUCAGAAGCUUCUUCGGUUCUGGGAAUAAUUCCGGAUAACUCUCAAUCAGGGCAGUACAUUGAAUUCACAAUGUCAGAGGCAUUUCCAGAAGAUGCAGAUAUCAUUCAGUAUCUCUCAGAGGGGCCAAUUGAGAAGCAAGAGACAAAGGAGAAGCCACCACGAAGGAGGAAACGCUGGAAAAAUGCCUGCUAUUGCCGCUGCCGAGGAGCCUCGGUGAAACUUCUGGAAAUGAGAAUGAAGUUCCUGAGGCUAAAGUGCCGAAAGAUGCAGCUGGAGCUAAAGGAGCUUAAGAAAAAGAAAAACAUCUUCCAGGACAUUCAGUAUUCAUCAUUUCAACUCUAGAGAUACAAUCAAAUCAAAGAGAUCCUUCAGCAUUUUCUGUUCCAGCUGCCGUGAUUUGCUAUAACACUCCUUCACAGCUUCCUGACAGUCAGCCUCGGCCUGCAGCAGUGCAAUCAUCUGGGAAGAACUCUGCAGGAAAGACAUAAAAAUCAGAAAAUAGAAAGCUCUCUUUUGACC
Molecule: messenger RNA, 1403 nt
Organism: Phlebotomus papatasi
Lineage: Eukaryota; Metazoa; Arthropoda; Insecta; Diptera; Psychodidae
Exons: 1
Coding region: 111-1226 (371 amino acids)
Source: RefSeq, a predicted model, not a curated record